This is a messenger RNA of Drosophila biarmipes, 3858 nucleotides long. Its product is annotated as zinc finger protein 585B. Gene Ontology annotation, molecular function: chromatin insulator sequence binding. Gene Ontology annotation, cellular component: chromosome. The transcript is spliced from 10 exons. The coding region runs from base 28 to 2994 and encodes 988 amino acids. The record is from RefSeq and is a predicted model, not a curated record. Lineage: Eukaryota; Metazoa; Arthropoda; Insecta; Diptera; Drosophilidae. Gene Ontology annotation, biological process: regulation of transcription by RNA polymerase II.
UUAAUUCGGUGACGGACAAAGAUUAAGAUGUCGGAAAACGCGAAAAACAAUAGCUGCCUGCAUUGCGGCGUAUUCAGUACGAAAUACCAGUACCAGGAGAUAUUCGAUGAGUUCGGAGUCGAGCUGGGACUGCAAUCCCUGCUGGCCAAGCACUUCCAGUUCGAUGUGUCCCCCGAUCCGCAGAAACAGCAGCUCCUGUGCGAGGUGUGCGUCAACAAUCUCAUCCGCCUGUUCGACAUCGAUGAACUGGAGCGCGAAAGGGAUGCGGCCAAGGUGGUACUCCAGGAACAGGUUCAGGAUGAGGCCCCUGGGCAGGUGGUACCCAUUAUCGUCGCCGAGGUACAGGCAUCUCCGCCAGCUGCAAGACCCGCCAAGAAGGAAGCGCCUUCCAAGCCUCUGGCCAAGGUGCUGCGUCCUGUGCCCAUUGUUGCCACUCGGGCACCAAGUGCCAGGUUAAGGAAAUCAGUAGUUUCCGCUCCCCAAGCCACACCUAUACCAGCUAGAUCUCCAGCGAUAGUCAAGGAGCCUUCGCCGAAACCUGCUCCUCCCAAAGGUGAAGCCAAGCUGGCAGACCAGGAGCAAAUAAGUGCCCUAAUGGAAAAUAUUCUGGAGGACGACGAAGCUAUUGCCAACGACGACUCCAUUGUUGAAGAGGUGACGUGUGACGAGCCCCAGAUCCCCGAGGAAACGGAAACCGCAGAACAAGUGGUUCUUCUAAACGGCGAAUCCGUUGCAGAAUCGAAUCUGGAUGAGGAUGUAUACAUAUACGAACAAGAUGACAUUUUAGAUCCCAAUUUGGAAGAUGUUGAGGUCGCACCUGUGGCUCCUCCACCAAGAUUGGCAGCUGAAGCAGAGGGAAGUCAAAGUGAAGGAGAAAUGGACGAGGGGGAGCCCAGCAAUAUAGUACUCUUCAACUUUGUUGAUAUUAAAGAAAAGGAUGACGUUCAUGAUAUUCCGGAGUACUUGUGCACCGUGGUGAAGACCAGCUUUGAGAAGCUUACUUUUGAGUGGUGUACUGUUUGCAAGCACUGCUCCCUAAAGUGUCCCACCUUUGAAAGCCUUUUCAAUCACGUUUUGAAGAGCCACAGAAACCGAAGAGAAGUAUUUCAGUGUCCCAUAGAAGGGUGCAAGAAGGAGCUGAAGGGGCGCCAGUUCCUAGCCAUGCAUCUGGUUCUUUUGCAUGCACCCGUGGCUGAAAUUCCAAUUUAUGGAAGCUGUCCGGAAUGUAAAAUGACAUUCUCAAACAUUUUGCAAUACAAUAAACAUUCUUGUGCUCAUGUCAUCAAAAAGAAACGUGGUAUUCGGUCUUAUUGUGAGAUGUGCUCCCUGGAGUUUCCUUCCUGGAAGCGAUUCAAUUUCCACAACCAAUUUCACUUGGAGAAGCAUAGACCACGCGCUUGCUUUGUUUGCGAUUAUACCAGCACCAACAUCGAUGAGCUUUUCCAGCACUUGCACUACGCCCACGAGCCAGUGGGCACCUUAUUUUGCGAUCUUUGCGACCGCACUUUCCGGGAUCCCGCCGUUUUCAUGGAGCACAACAAGUCGCAUGCCAAUGUGAGCAGCACAACAUACUCUUGCGGAGAGUGUAUGGCUAACUUUGAGUCCCGUGGUCGGCUAAAUGGUCACAUGAGGGCAAUGCAUGGCAGUGUUAUUAGCUGCGAGCUCUGCUCCCGUGAAUUUGCCACCGAAGCCACCUACAACAUUCACAUGAAGAAGCAUCUGAUCAUCGAACGCGAUGUUCAUGUGUGCGGCAAUUGUGGCUUUCUAAGUGACAGCCGCGAUACCCUUCUUGCUCACGUGAAUUCCGAAAAGUCUGGCUGUUUGGGCACCAAGAGAUACGUGGAAAUUCUUCGAGAUGCUUACAUCUGCGAGUACUGCUCGUCUUACUUUAAAACCAAGGAAAAUCUGCAAGCCCAUCGGGACUCGGGUGUGCAUAAGGAUGGCUUGUACUGGUGCCAGCCCUGUGGCAAGGACUUUCCGCACAUGAAACUGUACCGCCAUCACCUACGCAACUAUCAACAGCUUCGGUCGGACUCGACCCAUCGCAAGCUAGAGAUUUGUGUGUACUACAUGUGCGAUCAGGAGAACUGCUCAGAGGCUUAUGUGAACUGGAACUCGUUGUACACCCACAAGCGACGCACCCACGAAUCUUCGAAAAAGCAGGCGGAGAAGAACUCCAAGACUGCCCCGGAAUGGAUUUGCCAGUUUUGUAUGAAGGAGUGCCGCUCGAAGAUGUCCUUGUCCGUUCAUGUGGCCAGAAGCCACAAUAAUGACAACGUGGUUUGUCCUUUGUGCAAGGCUUCUUACAAAAGCCAGGAGGCUCUGGCCAAACACCAUGCCUAUUGGCACGAACCCAUUGAGUGCCCGGAAUGCUUUAAAAUCGUCAAGAAUCGUAGGAACUACGACACUCAUGUGAAUGUGGUGCAUUCGAAUAAGAAGCGCUAUUCCUGCAGUGUGUGUCAGAAGGGUUUUUAUCACAAGAGUGAAAUGGAGGCUCAUCAGAAGCUCCAUGGCCAGUCAUACAGCUGCGAUCAGUGCAGUUUCACCACUAGGAACAAGAAGUCGCUUUCUGUUCAUGUCCUGGGUCAGCACUACCAGCGUUUUGCCUUCGAGUGCAAGGUGUGCAAGAAGAGGUUUGGACGUCGGCAGGGCCUGAAUACUCACAUGCAGCGAUCUCAUGGCUCCAAGUACACGUGCCGUGAUUACUUCGAAGGUGGAUGUGGACGCACCUUUGUAAACAGUUCCCAGUUGAACAUUCAUGUCCGAAAGGUGCACAAGGGGUCAAUUUUCCUCCAAGAGGAUGUGGUUGAAGAGGAUGAAUAUACUGCCGACGAUAUGCCAUCGACAUCCAAAAAGCGUUGCAUUCGCAUAGACGAAGAUAAUAUUGAGUUAAUAGAAGAAGCUGAAGAUGAUCCAGAUGGCUUGGAGAUGGAAGAGGGUGAGGAGGAAGACGAGUACAUCGACGAGAUACCAGAGGAGGAAACCAAGAAUUGAGGCUGACACAUUUCGGUGAUGUAAGACUUUUUGCUAAAGCAGAUUUAUUUGAUUUGAUUUUCAUUUGUUUGCUACCAAUUAAUUGAACACAAAUGAUGUCCGAAAAUGACAUUAAUAUGUUUUCCAUAGUACAUAAUACAUAAUUCUAAUGAUAAUGUAAUAACUAUAUUUAGGCUAACUUUAAUUGCAGUUAACUAGCCAGAGUCUGGCGGAAGCAAAUUUGAUUUAUUAAGCGUUGUAGUUUGGUCAUUUAAUUGCUGAAGAUUGUGUGCGGAGCUUACCUGAAAGGGAAUUAAGGUUUUAGUAUAACUAUUACAAACGAAAUUAAGUUUUUUUAAGACUCACUGGGCUAAUUGGUGUUAUAACAAUGGCGGUGCGCGUGGCACACUGCAGCAGGGCUGUGUCCUCGGUGGACUCAUCACAGUCGCCAUCGGCAUCCGCGUCCACGUCCACUUCCACCCCAAUAUCACUGUCGAUCUCCCAGGAGGGGAAAUGAUCCAUUUCGCCCUCACAGUUGAGAUCCUCCUCCUCGAAGUCCUCGUACUCAUCGAUUAGUAUAACUAAAUGGGAGAUUUGUAAAGUUUAUUCAAGCACUCUCUUUUGUGAAAGAGAAAAUGUUAGUUUUACUUAUAAAAAGAAGGUAAAGUCUAAAUUUUAAUGUUUGUUAAGGUGAUGAAAGCGAAAAAAACUUUUUUUUUAUUUCUUGCCUUUAAAAAUCAGACAACUUUGUAAAAUAAAGUAAAACCAAUAGCGAAAUGAAAUCCUUUUACAUAUUUAUUCAUGUUUUCUUUUGUUCGGCAAGCAGUUUGAUAAUUUUGCUAAUAAUCUAAAUUAAAUAAUAAAGAUCUAGGAAAACAAUAAUUA